This is a messenger RNA of Mercenaria mercenaria, 2215 nucleotides long. RefSeq lists its product as uncharacterized. The coding region runs from base 735 to 2087 and encodes 450 amino acids. The record is from RefSeq and is a predicted model, not a curated record. The transcript is spliced from 6 exons. Lineage: Eukaryota; Metazoa; Mollusca; Bivalvia; Venerida; Veneridae.
UUCCGUAAAAUUAUGAAUUAGCUUUUAACCGUUAGCCUGCUGGCGGCAUAUGAUCUUGCCUACCAAGAUCAGCCUGUACGUCUGUACAGUCAGUAAAUUUUCAGUUAACAUCCCUCUGAAUAACAAGUGGUACUGCCCUAAUUGAAUGAUGGACUAGUCCAUUUUAGAAAUUUAGGAGGGUAAAGGUAAAUAAAUUUAUCUAGCUCAUUUCGGAAUCGAAAUUAAAUACAUUUUUAUUACACAGAAGGACGAUUAUAUGUUGAUCAUACAAAAGUCUUACAGAUAACCCAGUUUAACUUCUCAUGUGUACUAGUAUGUUAAUUUUGGGAGCAGAGGUCUAUCAAAGUAACGUCCGGCGUAUUCUCCAAAAACUAGGUCAGAUGAUAAAUGAGACAAAUUGAAUAAAAUACAAAAAUAACUAUAAACUGACAUAUGUCAUUCACCAUAUAUAGUGUUUCUUUUUUUUAAAUAAUUCCAAAACGUUGCAAUGUUUUGCGAUCUUAUAUUGAUUUGUACUAUAAUACAUAUCUACUUAUAACAUAUGCCAACAAGUAUAAAAAAUGUCCGGUUAUAAAAAAAUUUAAAACUGAGAUAAUUCAUUCUUUUCUUAAAAUUCUGUGAACCAUUCGCUUUAAGUACAAUCAAGUUAAAGAGAACUUGAACCAUUAGAUAAGAAAGACAUCAAAGUGCUCGCAUAUAUACGACCAUAUCAGUGACUGAAAUCAAAACUAAAUAUGUUGUUAUGGAUAUGCUCUUUUGCACUAUCUCUUGUAUGGUUGAUCAAUGGGGACAAUAUCUGUACUAAAUCAUCAUACGGGACGGAGUUUAUUUUCGGCUUUGCUGAUUUACCAUACUUCACGACUAGAAGUGAGUCUACGGACCCAAGUCUAAGUAUCCGAAUAGUAAGCAAAAGAUCUACCUAUAUCUACGUGACCCUACCAACUACUGCUUCCGCAAGCAAGACGCCCACCUUUGUCACAAACAGGCACAGAGUAUACCAGACAGGGAGUUUCUCAUUUAAUGCCACGCACAUAAACAAGAACAGCGUCUCUAGUUCUAGAAGUUCUAUCAAGAUACGCUCGAAUGAUCCUAUCUCCGUACUAGCGGUAUACAACGUUAAUUCGUAUGUUAUCACCAAUCCGAUAUUGCCUGUGAGUUCCCUUUCCACCUCCUAUGUCAUACCGUCUUACACCCAAAACUCAUUCAGCCACAGCCAGUCACAGAUGCUGAUCGUUGCAUUAAACGAUUCGACGACAGUACACAUUAAAAGUUAUGACAUUUCUAAUACACAGAGACUCAAUGCGAACGAAACGUAUGUUUAUCAACCCCGACAGGAUUUGAGUGGUACGUCUAUCACAAGUAAUUACCCAGUGGCCGUCUUUUCAUCCGUGACCAUGGGGUAUAACUCCCCCUACAGCAGCUAUACUAGAGUCCAAACUCGAGACCUCUUCAUGCAGGUGCCUCCGAUCGUAAAAGACGCUUUACAUUUCGUCGUGCCAUCCUUACCGGGUGUGGUUAAGUCAUACAAAGUCCGCAUAUAUGCGACGCACAUCGGUGCACGUGUUGAGGUUCAUUCUUCCUCCAGCAGCAAGAAGCUGAUGCACGUGUAUGAAAACAUAUAUUACGAAUACGGCACAAAAGGCUCAACUGCGUUGGAAAUUCUAUCUGAUAAUCCAAUCAUGGUGGUACAAAUUGCUUUGAAUUCAGACGGAGAAGCUAUGUACAUGACAAACAUCCCUGCAGUGUCACAGUAUAUGACCAACUACCUUACAGAUAGCAGCCAUUCUUUUUACAUCAUCACAGUUAGAUACGAAGAGGCACUGGGUUUGCUCGCAGAUGGAAAACCACUCAUGCACAAUCCUGAAGUGGCUGCACACAGAACACCGCUUGGAAAUUACACCGUGUUCACAGUACCUAUGACGACGCGGGAUAUUGUGUCUCACGUUGGAGAUGAACCAUUUGGUCUUCUCGUAUAUGGCACUUUUGAUGUAACUCGAUUCGGGCACUUCGCUUAUAGCUAUUCAGCUGGAAUGAAGUUCAAUGAAGACUGCGUUUAUUCCACCCAUGCAAGUCAGAUAAUAGGGUAAUGAUGAUGGCAGUAUGACAUUCUGGACUUUUUUCUUUAUAUAGCUUUGAAUUGUACAAGUUGUAGUGAAACAGCAUGCAAAAUAUUUUUCAUGUGUGUUAAUUAAAAUGCAUAAAAUUUUGAAAAAUA